CACUCUUAAAAAUGUUGGGUAAAGUACACUGGGUAAAUGAAAAUUGGGCAUAGGUUGGUUAAAUCUUUCCCAACUUUUUACUACAUACAUUUACCCAGCAUGUGUCAAAAUAUAUCUGCCUACAUAAUGGGCAAAAGCGCUGGGUAAAUAAGCAUUGGGAAUAACUUGGCAUUACAAUUGGGUAAAACUUCCCCAACUUUUUACUAAAUGCAUGUCAUUUUUAAAAAUAUUGGGCAAAUUACACUGUGUAAAUGAAGAUUGGGCAUAUGUUGGUUAAAAUCCCAGCUUUUUACUGCAUUUAUUUACCCAGCAUAUGUCAAAAGAUUUAAUGCGGGGAUAUAAUAUGCCUACAUAAUGAGGAACAAGUUGGGCAAACUUGAACCCGACAAUCAGAAGGCAAAGCUUUCCCAACUUUUUACUACAUGCUAAUAAUAAUACCAAACAUAAAAGAGAGGAAAUUAUGCCUACACACUGUAUAAACAUAAUGCAAGUUGGGCAUAUUUUAACUUACAACUAGGAAACUUUCCCUAUAUGCAUGGGUAAACAAGGCGCGUAACCCCCCCCCCCCCCCCUGGCAUACCUACAUUAACUGGGCAAGUUUCCAAAUCCCUCCAUUGUGGGUAAUCAUUUACUGAACCACAAUAAACUUGGGCACACUUUAACCUGAAAGCUGUGAAAUAUAUGAUCCCCGUUAUAAUGCAUUUUGCCCACAUACUGGGUAACCAUCAGGCGCAGGUUAAUUGGGCAUAUUUUAGCCUACAUGUAGACGGGCUAAGUAAAUCCAAAAUGAAAUUUUACAGAUCAGACAGCUCAUACUUAAGAAUUUUUUUUUAAAUUGGUAAUGUUAAACGAUGACCCAACCUUAAUUAGUUUAAUAAAAUUAAACCUGCAACUGGGAUCGAGUUACCCAAAUUUAGGUAAAUACUUAGUUUUUACACAGAACUACAAUUUGGGCAUAUUUUAAUCUUCAACUCGGUAAAUAAUUAUUCUCCAAAGGCAAAUCCUACAUACUGAGUAAACAUUUACGAGAAAGCACAAAUUGGGCAUAUUUUAAUCUGCACUGGUUCAACUUCCCCAAAUUUGUCACAUGGUUGGUACAUGUACAUCCUCUCAUGUGUCACGGUACGGUAGCGCGCCAGUCCUGCGAGAAGAUCAACCCAGUGCAGACCAGUACCAGAGUAGCGCGCUGUACAUGUCGAGACCGGCCGUAUACCUGGAACACUAAACGGGACUGGCGCCGCAUGCAGAUGCCAAGCGCAAGCAAGCUUGUGUGUUCUGUCAAGUGUCAUCUUGUGUCGUGCAGCCAUAAUGGACAGGAUGAUGUUGAUGUGGAAAUGUUUGAAAUGAUUGGAAGUCCUGCCCUUGAUAUUGACGACUGUUUGAAAAAGUGGGGCGUUCCGGAGCUCAGUGAAAUUUUUAAAGACCUCCUUAUAUCGUGAAGGCUGCUAUGGCAAGUGCCAUUAUUACAGCUUUUCCCUGCUUGCGGGAUCCUGACUCUCCACAUGGCUAUGAAGCCUGGUACUGCCAAGGUGCCAUGGGUCGCCCAGCAACUGGCUACCUGGAGGAGCACCUCAGGUACUUGAGAAAGAAGACUCUUCAGCUGAAGAGGGAGGAAAAAGCAGGAAAUUUGUCGUCUUCUACAAAAAAGCAGAUCAUCAAUCCGAUCCCUACCCAAAUUCCGGCAUCAGAACCUUUGGCAGAUCAUCAGGGACCUUCAGAAGUUGAUGAAGAUACUAUGGCCAAAAUUGAAUGGCUCAAGAAUAACAACGAACCACAAGAGCAGGUUGCAACUUACAUGAAGGACAUAGUAAAGCACCGACAAAAGUGGAUAAAAGCCCAUCAGAAUAAUCUUGGCACCAUCGUAGAAGAGUAUCCGCACAUCAUGCAAACAGAGAUGAUUGAGCAAGACUUCAAGACAUUUCAUGAAGGAAAGGAGAGGGGACUCUAUGUCAAAUGGCCACAGUUUAAGGACCACAUUAUCCAGUAUGCCAACCGUGCCGUACUGUGGAAGGCAGCACUUCAUCUUGAUGGAAUCGACACUGAGAGACUGGACUCUGGAGAAAAGACAAACCUAGCAUUGGUCCUCCUGCCAGCUAUUCUACGUGGAAGGAAAGUUUCUAGGGGUGUGUGCACUGUGCAGGAGACACUUGAUGCUUUUAUAGAUGUUCAGCCCGAGGUGGUGAACAUCGAGGAGUAUUUGAAGUCUAUAGAUGGCCAGCAGUGUCCCCAACCCUUUGUGAUGGCUAGAGGAAGCAAGCUGAAACCAUCUCAGACAUACGUAAUCAUUGAACGACAUGCCAUCGAGACACCCAGCCUCCUCGCUGCUGUAGAUCUCGCGUACAAGACCACAUUUGUAUUCGAUGUUGAAUACCAGCAGCAUUGCCGCCAAGUGUGGAUCUUUCUGCAGAGUGUCGUAUAUGGCAUGAAGGUCCAAACAUAACAGUUACUCUAAAGUUCGUGACCUGAGGGCAUUUCUUGCAACAAAAGACAUCAUCUAAACUAUGAAGCUCAGAUAAAAAAAAUCUAGAGACUGUGGAGUCAAACCCAACAUUAUUUCUAUCAGCCUCAAUUUUAAGCAUAUUGUUCAUGCACCCAAGGAAAAGGAGGAGACCAAAAUGUACUUAACUAUACAUUUAUACUUUUUGUUGUCAACUUCUCUUGCAAGAGCUAUUUGAAAUGUGAAAAGCUACCUCUAAGCAUUGAUGGCAGGAAAAUUUGUUUUGAACAUGAAGAGACAUUUGAAUAUGAACAGUCUAGGAAAAGUACACUUUCAUUUCAUUGUUUUUAUAUUCCUUCCAUUAAAAAUGGUUAUUUGUAUUUUUAAUCAGACUCGAGAAGUAGCACCAAAGAAGCCCUGUUUUUAGUUCUGCAAAGAUCUAAAAAUACCUUUUUAAAUGAAUAUUGACUGAUAAAUACAGAAUUUGAGGUUUCUGCAGAAAAUUCACAUUUUGUUAUGACAAAUCAUAUAAGCAAGUGCUUUUUGACAUUGUCAUUCCUGUCACAAUUUAAGCGGAAUUUGGCCAUCAGAAUUGUUGGGCCCCCAGCAAUUUAUAAAUAUAUUUGGGAGCCAAACAAAUCUUCCAGUCAAUAUUUUUCUUUAAAAAGAAGUCUUUUAAAAAUGUUUGCAGAAGGGUGUGGCCAUUAUGUGACCACUGACCCAUAACUAGCUUCUCACCACCAGCUGUUUGAUUCUGCAUAUUCAGAAAAUAUAAUCACAAUUUCAUGCUAAUUAUGUAUGCUCUGUCUCUAAGUGUCUUCGUAAUGUGUAAUUUGUCUUUGCAUAUUUAUCAAAUUUUGGAGCAUGCACAUAAAGCAAGCCAAGAAAUUGAUUAUCAGUUCGAGGUAUUUUUUACGCCUCACAUCAUACAAAAUGGUGUUUUAUCAGAGCGCUACAUUUAUGAGACCCUAUUGCCUUAUAUCUUGAUAAUGAUAACUAGAAGGAUGUGUACAUUACUAUAAUGCCUCAGUUUUAUACAGAAAAUUCCUAUUGUUACUUUCCUUUGUUCUCUAAUAGCUUUUGUCUUGAUGAAUAUAUUCUGUCCAAAAGAUGCAAACAAAAUUUCCCAUGUACAUCUCCAUUUCUGAUUUUGACAUAUGAAAAUUUUUGUUUUUGACUUCAUCACUUCUAUUGCGUUGAUCAAUAACUUGACAGUAUAAGGAUUAGACAAUGUACGAUUUAUGUUGUUUUUGGUUUUCAUUGCUAAGUUAUGUAUUUGAGCAUUGUUAUCUCAAGGAUCAGUUUGUGUAUAAACAAAUAUAGCUGCCAUCUAUUAUUUAAAGUAAUGAUUACUUAUUUCAGCAUCAGAUUUUUCAGAUUUGGCUGAGUGAUUACUAAUUUGUGUUAAUAGAAACACCAUUAAGUUGUUGUUACUCCUAAAAUAUGGGAGUACCGGGGAAUAGUCAUUUCUAGAGCUUCAUCAGUUUUCUAAUUGUUUUUAACAGCCUGAUCGUUGGUCAAAAGUGAGGGAGUUACUGUUGUCUACUUUUAAAAGUGUUAUGCAUGGAGAAAACCAAUCAAGCAGGUCAUUUUUGAAUGCAAUACAUCCAUUUUGGUAGACAUAGAAGGCAUUUUCUUGCACCAAUGGCUCUGCCUCUUGCAUGCAUUGGAGGCUGGAGACAUAUAGACCUCAACACUAUAGAUUUGAUAUUAGCUUAAAUGUUUGUUACAAAAUUCUUAUAAAUGGUAGCAUACUGAAAUAUGCUUGAUUUCAUGUUUGUUUUACAUUUGCAAGAAAUUAUG
Messenger RNA from Lytechinus variegatus (green sea urchin), 4240 nucleotides. RefSeq lists its product as uncharacterized. The coding region runs from base 1448 to 2440 and encodes 330 amino acids. The record is from RefSeq and is a predicted model, not a curated record. The transcript has 7 exons. Lineage: Eukaryota; Metazoa; Echinodermata; Echinoidea; Temnopleuroida; Toxopneustidae.